CAGUGGCCUCCUGCCAUAUUUAUUCAUGCCGGGCAAGAUGGCGGCGAAACGGACGAGAUGUUCCUGCCAGUGAGCACAUAAUAGGCGUUUUAUUAAUAAUAUUAAAACGAGCGGGAUUCUUGUACACACCUGACUGCAUCGCGUGUGUAUUUUUCCCGUAGCGAGUGUGGAGGUCGUUUUCAUUUUUCAAGUUUUCGCCGUUUUUUCCCUCUUACAAAAUGUUCCCGUUGUGAGUCGCUCGCUUAUCGAGCAGCUGGCUAACAGAGCAGUCAGGAGCUAGUUAGCUCUCUAUCAGAGUGGAGAAUGGGAGAAAAGCUGGAGCUAAAGCUCAAAUCGCCGGUUGGAGCGGAACCCGCUGGUUAUCCCUGGCCGUUACCAGUAUACGAUAAACACCACGAUGCUGCUCACGAAAUCAUCGAGACCAUUCGGUGGGUGUGUGAGGAAAUCCCUGACCUCAAACUUGCAAUGGAAAAUUAUGUUCUCAUCGAUUAUGACACCAAGAGCUUUGAGAGCAUGCAGAGACUUUGUGACAAGUACAACAGGGCCAUUGACAGCAUCCACCAGCUGUGGAAGGGGACUACCCAGCCCAUGAAGCUAAACAAGCGUCCUUCCAACGGGCUGCUGAGACAUAUCCUACAGCAGGUGUACAACCACUCAGUGACCGACCCCGAGAAGCUGAACAACUACGAACCCUUUUCCCCUGAGGUGUAUGGAGAGACCUCCUUUGACCUGGUGGCUCAGAUCAUCGAUGAGAUGGAAAUGAUGGAAGAAGACACAUUCGUUGACCUUGGCAGUGGAGUGGGGCAGGUGGUGCUGCAGGUUGCAGCAGCAACAAACUGUAAACACUACUAUGGAGUAGAGAAAGCAGACAUUCCAGCUAGCUAUGCAGAGACCAUGGAUAAAGAGUUUAAAAAGUGGAUGAGAUGGUAUGGGAAGAAGCAUGGGGAGUACACACUGGAGAGAGGCGAUUUUUUAUCUGAGGAGUGGAAAGAAAGGAUAGCCACCACAAGUAUUAUUUUUGUGAAUAACUUUGCCUUUGGUCCAGAAGUAGAUCACCAACUGAAGGAGCGCUUUGCAAACAUGAAGGAAGGAGGCAAAAUUGUGUCCUCCAAACCCUUUGCACCUUUAAAUUUUCGAAUCAACAGUCGAAACUUGAGCGAUAUUGGCACGAUAAUGCGCGUGGUGGAACUCUCUCCAUUGAGGGGCUCGGUGUCGUGGACUGGAAAGCCCGUUUCCUACUACCUUCAUACCAUAGACCGCACUAUACUUGAAAACUAUUUUGCCAGUCUAAAGAAUCCUAAACUCAGGGAGGAGCAAGAGGCAGCUAGACGACGUCAACAAAAGGACACAAAGGACAACAAAAGCAAUAACACCACCCCCACAAAACCUAAGGAGCAAAACAAGCAGCAGCAGGACUCCGGUGGUGAGGAGGAGCGUCCUAGCCUGAUGACCGUGGUCAAGCCCCCUCCCAAACCCCGAAGAACUCGGCUGCUGGCCAAAGGUCGCAAGCUAAACAACAAGAAACGCGGUCGACCCAAGAAAGCCACCCCUGCUGCUGAGAAGAACAAGAAGAAUCAGAGCGCAUUAGAUCUGCUGCAUGCUAAGACUCUUUCUGCAGCACCACCUCAGGAUGCAUACCGGCCACCUCAGACUCCCUUCUACCAGCUACCUCCCAAGGUCCAGCACUAUAAUCCCAGUCAGCUGCUGAUGAGCCCAACUCCUCCGGGUCUGCAACAACUACUUGAUAACAUCAAAGUCCAGUACCUCCAAUUUAUGGCUCACAUGAAGACUCCUCAGUAUCGCUCCAAUCUGCAGCAGCUUUUGGAGCAGGAGAAGGAAAAACACAGGGAUUUGUCAGGACAGGCAGAGCAGCUCCAUUUGGUGUGUCAGUCUCACAAGGACAAGAUUAAAGGACUCUUCCAAACCAAACUAGACGAGCUUGGAGUCAAAGCUCUGACUGUGGAGGACCUCAUCCAGGCUCAGAAGGAGAUAUCAGCCCACAACUGUCAGCUAAAAGAGCAAACCAAGCAGCUUGAAAGAGAAAUGGUUUUCCUGAGGGACCACAGUCUGCUUCUGCUCAAGUCUCGAUGCGAGGAGCUGAAGCUAGAUUGGGGAUCUCUGUGUUUGGAGAGUUUGUUGAAGGAGAAGCAGGCGCUGCGCAGACAGAUUUCUGAGAAACAGAAGCACUGCCUGGAGCUGCAGAUUAGCAUCGUUGAACUGGAAAAGAGUCAAAGGCAACAGGAACUGCUGCAGCUCAAAUCCUACAGCCCUCGUGAUAGCUCCCCCUACAGGAAGAGUCUGGAGUCACGAGGCUCCACCGACAUGGACUCUUCUAGGCUCGGCCUGUCGUCGGCCCCAGCACUGAACGGCAUCAGCCCGGAGCUUUCGGUCAAUGGGACGGGCUCGCCAUGCUUCGACCGGGCUAACGCAAAAGCAGAGCUUUCUCGCUACCUUCCCAUCUCUCCAGACCACGACGCGGUGGCCGCCGCCUCCGAGGCGCGACAGAGGCAGCAGAGCUCCUCCCAGCCUGAUUACACUCGCUUCUCCCCUGCCAAGAUUGCCUUACGGAGGCACCUGAACCAAGACCCCACUGCCUCUGCUCACUUAAGAGGAUCGGGCCUAAUGACGUACAGGGAACUGGGAGGUGUUAACUCCCCUCAUGGAGCCAAACAAAACUGUCCUUCUCCCAAUUCAUCUGAUUCUCAGUGUAAUGUGAAAAUCUCUGACAGGAUCGGUAAGGAGAGGAGUCCGUCAGUUCAGGGUGACAGCAUCACUAGCCUUCCCAUCAGCAUCCCUCUGAGUACUGUCCAUCCCAGUAAACUUCCAGUCAGCAUUCCGCUGGCCAGUGUGGUGCUGCCCAGUCGGGCUGAGAGACUUAGAAAUACUCCCAGCCCUGUGUCUCAAUCAGGUCAGACCAAUGGAUACUCAUGUAGCUCAGGGCUAAUGAAUGGAGGUCCCCACCCUGAGGACCACAAUGGUGCUUCUUUAUCACCUCUUCCACACAGCAACAGUCCUCUGACAGGACCAAUGGGUCGAGGCGGUCCCAUCCAGAGCCCGUCGCUGAGCACCGGAGGGGUGCUCCACUAUGCUGACGGACCCCCCAGGAUUCUACCCGAAGACGCAGCGGAGCGCCAAGGUGAGGAAUCCAACACGGAGCUGCGAGACGGUGACCCGCCGAGGAAGAUUUUCUCGCUGUCUUCAUCUCCGUCUUCCUGUUUGUCAGGCAACGGGAAUUGCGUGGCUGGAGGAUCACGCCUUCAUCAUCACGCUGGCUCGACCAAGCAGGGAUACCACAGUAACCAUGGGAACCACCACCACCAGUCUCCGAGCACGCAGCACGCACACACUCCAACACACACGUCAUCCUCCCACAGCUUCGGCUCUCAGGAGGGGCGGAGGCGCGGUAGGAGGAAACGCGGCUCCACCGGAGCGGCGGCCAGCGGAUCCCCGAAGAGGCGCUCCUUCCCCGGGGUCAGCUCCAACAGCCACUCAUCAGGAUCCCCACUCAACAUCAACUCCAUGGUGAACAACAUCAACCAGCCUCUGGAAAUCUCCGCCAUUUCUUCUCCAGAACAAUCAAGCCGCAGCCCCCACGGUCCCGACCUGGACCAGCCCCCAGUCUUGAAGAGAGAGCGCCCCCUGGAGCUCAACGGUACCGGUCGAUACUCGACCGCUCCCAGCUCGGACGACGAGGACUCAGGAUAUCCUCCCGACAGCUCCAGUUCCCGCAUUGAAAGAAAAAUAGCCACUAUAUCACUGGAGAGCAGAGAUGGCCAUGGUAGACUGGGUGAUGGGGAACGAGGAAGGAAAUCUGGUAGCAGCAGUGGCAACAGCACAGGCAGUGAGGCCUCCUCUUCGUCCUUUUGUUCAAACAGCAAGUGGAAAUCAACGUUUUCCCCCAUAUCAGACCCCAAGCAACCCAACUCGGACCUCAGGCAGGGGGGCUCCCCGUUCAGCACGGGGGGCUCGAGCCGAAGCACAGACUCCGACUCGGACUACAAGCAGCAGAAUGGGAGGAAAGCGGGCGACGGGGAUUCCUCCAGCUACAUGACCCCCAACCCUUUCCUCAGUCAGGAGACGGGAACAUGGGCGGUAGCCAGCAACGGCGUCCAGGGAGGGACCGCUUCGGACCAGCGGCAGGUCCUUCAGAAGCAGAAGGGCCCGCGCGACUGGGAGCUGAAGACCACCAGCAGCAUGGCCAGUCAGAACCUCUUCAUCGCCGCCGCUGCCGCCAGCAACGGAGGCGGCAUUCUGAGCGGGAAGGUUGGGGGCAGCCCUGUGGCGGUGUCCUCAACCACCGGGUCAGUGAUGGGGCAGUACCUGGGCUCCCAGUUCCCACUUGGAGGAGCCUCGGUCCUGCAGUCCUUGUUCGGGGCCCAGACGGGUGUCACUGUGAACGGGACCUCCCGGCUCGUGAACGGACACUCUGCCCUCGGCGGCUUCUCCAGCGCAGGGCUGGCAGGGGGAGCAGCAGGAGGUAUUUUUCACCAUGUGGUUCCCUCAGCGUCCUCCCAUCAGUUUGGGGCGACGCUGUCCACCUCUGGAGGCCUCAGCUCUCUGCUCAGUCUCUCCUCCUCUUCCUCUGCCUCCCCCCAAACCCAGCAGCACACCACCGCGUCGCCUGCCCCCACGCGCCUGACCUCCGUGUCUUCAUCUGCCCCACUCUCGCUGUCCCAGGCCCAGCACAGCCGCACGCAGUCAGUGCUGCACAGCCCCUCCCCUCCCACUCUCUUGCUGCCCCCUCCACCGCCCCUUCACAGUGUCCCUUCCUCCUCCUCCUUGUCCUCCUCAGCCUCCACACACCCUGACGUCUCGCCGUCUUCUAGGUCAGAGCCCCUCCACCCCUCGCGUCUGCCCCAGCCGUCCCUCCAUCACCAGCGAAUACACUUAUCUCUCUCGCUUUCCAUCACCACCACCUCCACUGCUUCAACUUCUGUCUGCACCACUGUCGCUGCUUCCCCCUCCCUCCCCUCUUCGUCUCUGUCCACCUCGUCCUCGUCUCGUCCAUUCGCAGUGCACUACUCCCCCCGGCUGCCCCUGCACCCACCGCCGAGCAUCUCGGGCGGUGGCGGGAGCAUGUGGAGGACUCAGGGCAUGCAUGGGCCCCACACCGCCGCCCAGAUCCCCGGCUCCCGACCCAGAUAGCGUUUGGGCCAAAGGGCAGUGGGGAGGAGGGGAUGAAGAGGGGAAGGGCGGAGGGCGAUCAGAGGGUGGAUAGAGAAAGAUAGGGAGAGAGAGACAGAGACAGGAUACCUGUUUUCCCUGUUUUUCUACCAGCUGUUGUUCAGAAUGAACAAGGUAAUUGAUGCGAACUACCUCAGCAACAACUAUGCAAAUGUCCAGGCGUGGACCAAGGCACACUCCUCAUUUACUGGUGCUUCAAACUGUCUGCACUACCCAACCGCCUCCAAGACCGGCUUCUUACGGGGAAAAUCUGGGACGCGCACACACACACACGCACGCACCCACACACACACACACACACACACACACUCACACUAAGGACCACUGUGGUCACCUGGAGCAGAAUCCACAGUGGAGAGUUUUGUUUCUGUUUGAUGAAUGAAGAUUUAAAAUCUGAAAGUCAGCCGUCGGAGAGAGAGAAAUAAUUAUCAGUUUCAUCUUAAAGGUGCUCAGAUAUGAUUCUGGUAUAACAAGGAAGGAAUAAAAUCCUUUAAACAAAUGAAAUCACAGCAUGAAGCACACAUCCUGUCAGCCGAAUCAGGUGCCGCACUCCUUCCAAAGCUUCACUUCAUGAGUGUGUGUGUGUGUGUGUGUGUGUGUGUGUCUGUGUCUGUGUGUGUUUGUACACUGAAACACACAACCCAGAGCCAGUCGACUGAACUGGGCUCGGAUAUCAUGCAGCUUUUGCCUCACUGCAUGCAUCUUCUCUUAUCCAUUCUUCCCUAUGAAGUUGAGCAUGUGUUGCUUUUUUUUUUUUUUUCUUAAGAAGCAAGAUGAGGAUCAUAUGGUUUAACUUCACACUGGAUAUUGGGACGCAAAUGUUCCAGUCUUGGGUGGGUAAUUUGACACCCUGAUAUGUUUUCUAAAAACCAAAAAAAACAAAAAGAUCAUUUUGAGUUCUUGAUGCAUUGAUUAUGAAUUGAAAUUCAGCCGGAGUCAAAUUAGACAUUGGAAUGAGGUGUGAUUGACUGUAUUUUCAUCUAAUAUCAAGCGUUUAGCAUAUCAGCAAGGCUUAUUUUGUGAUGCUUAUCACAGUUCAGACAUUUCUCCUCUUAAUAAUUGAACUAAUGAAUGAAAAGUAUGGAAAACAUCUGUAGAUGUUGCAACAAUGUUCUUGAUUUUUAGUCCUGGGCAUUCACAUUACCAGCCGAGUAUGUUUCAAUCUAAAAAGAUGAAAUGGAAAUGAAAUUCACUAAGUCACACGGCUCUCUAAGAAGGCAGCUGCUCUGCAGCGGCGGCUCGUUGUCGGAGUUUAGUUGAAGUUUGUGAAAAAACUUCAGAGCAGGUGUACAGAAUUAGAGAAUUCAACUAGCUUCUCUAUUUAUUAAGAUUUCUGUUUCUAAGUCAGUUUGAUUAAGUCACACUACUACUUGGAAUCAUUUCUACAGCCAGGUUUUUUUGUUUUUUUUUAAACAGAACUUAAGCUAAAUUUUGCCCUAUUUAUCUCUACUGCGCUUGGUGAAAACAACCACGCACACAUACACAGGCAGACAUGCAAAACCCUCGCACACUGGCACAAAAAACAAACAAACAAAAAAAAUUUAGUGACCACAAGGAACUACUGGACUCCCUUCACACAUUUGUUUGCUUGUUAAUUGUCUUUUUUUAUUAUUAUUAUUUGUUUGUAAACAAUGUUUGUACUGUGAAUGUGAUUCAUUCUCCAACUGUAUAGUUGUGAAUAAUUCAGAAGAUUAUUAUUUAUGCUGUCCGUCUCUCCUUUUUGCCUUGGUGUUUGUUCUUCACUUUGAAUUGUGUUGACAAAGUAGAAUGCAAUAGUGUGUGUGUGUGUGCGUGUGCGUGCGUGCGUGGGUGUGUACUUGACUCACAGUCUGAAAACAAUGGUGCUAAGUUUGGACUGUGCCUGAUCUUAUUUAUUGUAAAUUGAAAUCAGAAAAAAAAAAACACAAUUUGAAUACUUGGUGCUCUACACAGGGACAUUCGUUAGGCUGUAUUUUUUGGCAUUUAUUUUCUCAUAUUUAAUAUGCUAUUGUUUCAAGUUUUUAGCCUAGUGUACAGCAGUAGACGCCGCCUAAUGAUGAUAAAGCUCUCUAGUAGCUGCCUCAUAGUCUGAGUAAAAUAGGUGUCGAUGUUUCUCCUACAGGGGGUUUUCAUAUAGAGUCGGACUGCUUUUUUCUCUCAGAAGUGAGCUUCUUUUCUCUCAGUGAAUAAGACACACUGUUUUUCUAUUUCGUCUUGUUGUUAUAAGUCUCCAUCAAAGUUUUAUAAAGUAUGUAUCUAUUUACAUUACAUCUAUAUAAGUAAAUAAAUAUAUAUGUAUAUAGCUAUAAAUACAAUAUAUACAUAUAUAUGUAUAUAUAGAGUAAUGAGGGAUGUUUGGUGCUCACAUUCUGACCCUUAUUUUCAGCCUGUUAAACAGGAGGCUUGAAGCCAAGCUGAGCAAAGCAUUACCACCUUGGGACCUUAAACAUGGCAGCGCAGCACCUCCUGAAUCCUCGUUAUGUAAACAAAACAGGACUAGAUACUCAAACUGUGUGUGUGUGUUCGUACUUAAGCGCUAACACACACACACAACACACACACACACACAGCGGUGCUGUAGCUUGGACACGCUUCGAAUCCAGCACUAGAACUGUUAUCACUUUAAUCAGGUGUUUUUAACUCUUUGUUUUCUUUGGUUUUGGACCCAGAUUCUGCAGAAGAAAAACAAAAUAAAAAGAGAAAGGAAGAAAGAAAGAAAUGGUGCUUCUGUUUCAAUGCAACGUCACUUCAGUUUUUACUGACUAGGUCUUGUACUGGUGCAUAAAAACGCCACGUCGGCGUCUUCUCCCACACUUGUCUCUUGAUCUCUUCCUGACGAGGCCGACCUUUGUCAAGUGACCGUGUUGUGCGACCGCGAGCAGACAUGCUGAUGUAAAGUACUUUGUGUUGAGGAUCGAGAGCAGCAAUGCUUCCCUUUGAAACCUUAUAGAGGAAUUACACUUAAGCUCAGUUGCGUGUGGGUGCUGUUUUAAUUUUUUUUCCCUUUCUCCCCACUCUUACUGGUGCAUAUCUAAGGGAAGAAUAUUGAAAGCUUUAUGGUCAAAACCUCCUGUCCUGUGCACUCCCCACGUAAACCAAUGUUCUCACAUGUGAGUGUUUAAACGAACAGAAGUCAUUUUCAGACGUAGUUAGAGACUAGUCCAUUUGUUACCAGCACUGAGAGGUAUUUUGUAAUUAUUGUUGAUGCUGUUUGGAUUUUUGUUUUCUCUCUCUCUCUUCCUAUUCUUGGUGUUUGAUACAAUUGCAGUUACAUGUAAUGCUUUUUAUGGUGUAUGCAGAUUCCUGUCAGGUUUUAUUACUACUAUUCAGACGGACAGCACGGUGCUCUCCUUCACUUAACGUAAAGAGUUGCAGCUUUUGAUAGAUCCUACCCUCCUCCUGUUGUGCUGCAGGGUUUCAUGGUUCCAACAUGUUCAACCUGAGCUCACUUUGUUGCUUUUCGGACGGCCCGAUCCGACUCUCAGGGCUUUCCCUUGGAGGUGAUUUGAUGCAUGUGCCGCUAAGAAAAGUCUGUAUGACUGUAUCUGUAUGACGCUCAGUACAGCUUUCAAUCAGUUUUGUAGCUAACGCGCGCAGUAAUAUUUGAAAUUCAAGCUUUUUUUUUAUUUUUUUUUUUUAUUUUAUUUUAUUUUUUUUGUUUUUGCAAUACUCCUGGUACGUCUUUGGUAGAUGUGAGUUUUUGCACUCAAUGCUGUUUACUUCGAAUCCUGCCAAAGGUCUUAACUCAGGAACCUUCCAACAGUUUUCUAGAAACAACUCUUUUGUUUCUUUUUAUAAAAGGGACUGGAGUCCCAGUAGAAUCGAAGCUCAGGACAAAUUAACUCUGUGAGCAUGCUUUAAAGCAAAAAUAAAUAAAUAAA
Poecilia reticulata (guppy) is the source of this 9044-nucleotide messenger RNA. It is a transcript of the gene dot1l, whose product is annotated as DOT1-like histone H3K79 methyltransferase. Gene Ontology annotation, cellular component: nucleus. NCBI's taxonomy places the organism in Eukaryota, Metazoa, Chordata, Actinopteri, Cyprinodontiformes, Poeciliidae. Gene Ontology annotation, biological process: regulation of transcription regulatory region DNA binding; DNA damage checkpoint signaling; DNA repair. The record is from RefSeq and is a predicted model, not a curated record. Gene Ontology annotation, molecular function: histone H3K79 methyltransferase activity.